Molecule: messenger RNA, 663 nt
Organism: Oldenlandia corymbosa var. corymbosa
Lineage: Eukaryota; Viridiplantae; Streptophyta; Magnoliopsida; Gentianales; Rubiaceae
Source: the annotation of a GenBank genome assembly
AUGCUGUUUAUGCAGUUUAAAUCCCACAUCGUCAAAGGAAUAAGAGAGACACUGUUGAGUCAUCUCACAGUUGUACUUGGGAAUGAUGGAUUGGCCGCUCAGUUCAUGUUGUUACUCCUUCUAUCACGGGUUCAUGCCAGGGUAGAUACUCAAGUUGUAGGAAAGCUUUAUCCUAAAUCUGACUUGUCUUGGGAAAACCUGUUUGUCGUUGGAACACUGGCAAACGGUGAAGGAGCUAGACAGACAGAGAAGGGAAAGGCUGCAGGGGCGUGCGUAAAGCUGAAGGGUCCUCAAGGUGUCUUCUUCCAUCUAAUAAACUUGUCUUCGGCUUAUCGUCUCCUGCUCGUAGCAACCAUUUUGUUGAAGAUGGCGUUGAAUAGUGGAGUAAGAUCAUGCGCCAAGCUUCUCGCGUCUACUGAAUCAGUUCUCUCUAAGUCGGUGAACAGAGGGAUCCACUCAACUACUGUCAAGAGAAUGGGCGGAGGACACGCUCACGGUCACGACGAGCCUUACUACCUUCAUGCUAAACACAUGUACAACUUGGACAGAAUGAAGAACCAGAAGCUGACAAUGAGUCUUGGAGUUCUCACAGCAUUCACCAUUGGUGUCGCGGUCCCAGUUUAUGCUGUGAUUUUCCAGCAAAAGAAGACAGCUUCUGGUUAA